Dinoponera quadriceps is the source of this 1413-nucleotide messenger RNA. Its product is annotated as transmembrane protein 230. Bases 524 to 877 code for a protein of 117 amino acids. The transcript is spliced from 4 exons. Gene Ontology annotation, cellular component: endomembrane system. NCBI's taxonomy places the organism in Eukaryota, Metazoa, Arthropoda, Insecta, Hymenoptera, Formicidae. The record is from RefSeq and is a predicted model, not a curated record.
AAUUGUCGACUUUUACAAAAGGACGGUUGUCGAUUUACAAUAAGGCCCCCCUCGGUCGAUUGCACCUCGUUUUGUUCAAGUUCGCUAAUUCUAGUGAUGUCUCGUGUUGCAUUGAGAACGACGCCUUUGAGGGUUUCCGGGUUUAAUGUUUACGUGUUCUCGUGUGCGAAGCCUUCCGUGCGACGGUUCUCGAAUUAUUUAAUUAAAUUCAAGAGAGACGCAAGCCUUCGCAGUCCUUUGAGUAAUAAACAUCAUCGAUCUACCAGUUAGAAUGCGUUGAAUUGGCUCGGGGACAUAAUUACGCGUUGAAUGCGAAAACGCAUACUUAGAUUCAUUGAAUGAAGCGGAAUGGAAAGAGAUACCAGUUGUCAUUAUUCGAGUACGCAGGACGUGCUCUAUUCAUACAUGCCGAUCAGCGUAAAUAGGCCAAACCGUUUGCACGCAAAGCACAGAGAGAGAGAGAGAGAAUUCUGAAGCGACGAGGUUUUGCCGGAAAUGCUACGACUAUAUUCAUAAGGCGAGCAUGUGCAGAAAGAAAGUUCGAAGUGACAGACAAUUCGACAACGUGGAUUACACACAAUUAACAGAAACCGAUAAUGGUUUCUUCGAUUCACAGUUUGUAAGCCCACCAGUGAAGAUCCCAUGGAAGGCUAUCACAUUAGCGGCUCUUCUGUUUGUUGGAGGAACCAUUAUGCUCAUCAUGGGAAGCUUGAUUGUAAGCGGACACAUUGAUUCGAAAUAUUCGGAUCGAAUGUGGCCGGUGAUCAUUUUAGGGGCCUUGAUGUUCAUACCAGGGGCUUAUCAUAUGAGGGUAGCCAUUUUAGCGUAUCAGAAAGUACCUGGAUAUUCUUUUGACGACAUACCUGAAUUUGAUUGAACUUUUAUGUAUAUAUGCACAUAGUACUUAUUUAUUUAAUUCAAGUUGUGCUGUAUUAUAAAAUGUAUCUAGAUAUGCGAUAUUUUUUGUUUAUAUGAGCAUGUUGAAUUGCAGGAGUGAAUUGCAGAUGAAAAAAAUUUUCCUUUUCAGUUUUACAUUGAAGUAUUUAUAUAUUUGCAGCAGUAUGAGUCCUUUUACGAAAACGUAGAGUUAGUAACAAUAACAUGAUGGUAUGACAUUUUUUUCAUAACAUUUUUAUUCAAAUGGUUGGAUGAUAUAAAAAAUGUAUUCAUAUUAGUAUAUUUUUUAUUAUUGAAAUAGUGAAACUCAUUCCUAGUAUAACGCAUGUUUAUUAGCAUUUUAUUUCCUCGCAUAACAAUUUUUUUAUAAUUGCCAUACAGAUGUUAAAAAAAAUCUAAGGUGGUUACUUGGCAAAAACUAGAAACAUAAUGAAAAUAUUCCACAAAUAAAAUUGUGUGUACUUACAAACAGCUGUGAUUGUAUAUUUAUAAUAAUAUUGAAAUAUGUAUUCACUA